AUGUCUCAAGGCUGGGAGGCGUCGACUGGCGUAGGGGCUUUGAACGAUUGGUUCACACUUCACACCACCGAGGAACCUCUACCACAAUACGACGAAGGCUUUAUACUAGAUUUCGACGAAUCAUGGCUAUCAGCUUUCAUGGUUGAUGAGGUUUUGCCAGGUCCCAACAGCUCGCAUACACAAUUCAACGCAGGCGUUACCUCAUUUGACGACAGCGCUGGUUGCAAUGCUGAUGUCGACUUGGAUACUUUAAGUCUUGCUGGGCUACCCACCCCCCGCAUGCCGUCAUUAAACCGAUUGGAUUGUCCAUCGGAUCUUCUGAAGGAUGGAGCUUCGGAGAGAGUGAACAUAGUGGCUACAGAUGAACAGGAGACUAAAACUGAGUCAGCAAAUGGUUCCUGCCUGUUCCCUACAGGCAAAACCGUACUGGGUCUCAGCGAAGAAUCACCACCGACAAGGGCUUAUCAUCAAAGGCCCGCAAAGCGUUCGACUUCUGACAAACCUAAAUCCAAGAGGACCAAGAUUUCGAACGAAGUCCGCGUUGUGUUGGACGCGCACUUCGAUAAUAGCGCUUAUCCGACUGAUGGUGAGCUGGUUCUACUAUCCGGAAAGACUGGAUUGCCUGUAUCAGUCAUCAAAAGGUGGUUCGUGAAUGCAAGGGCACGCAAGACUAUGCCAGAAGACAAUGCCGACGCAGAUACAAACGUGGAUAGUCAAGAACUUCAUGAGCGACCCGAACGUAGUCUGUCGCUGGAGCCUGUCGUUGGUCGAGAUAGUCUUCAGGACUUGGAUCGAUGCUCCCCUGCGCCCAGCGUAGCCUCACUCGAGAGAUAUGUGAACCAGACCGCAGAUCAGGACUCAGUUCCUACUUUAGUCAUCGAAUCAGCCUUACAAGCCGACCAUUUCCUACUUGCACCACUUGUUGACGCGCAAUCAUCCAAACGUCGCAACACAAUCUCAAAAAUUCGAACGUUCCUACGUUACGAAGUACCCGCUCGUACUUUUGCACUUGGUCUAGCUGCAACAAAUCCUUCCCGAAUCGUUCCGCGUGGGCACGACACGAGGAAGCCAUCCAUCAUUGCCCCUACUAUUGGAUCUGCUGUCUAG
Molecule: messenger RNA, 1107 nt
Organism: Alternaria postmessia
Lineage: Eukaryota; Fungi; Ascomycota; Dothideomycetes; Pleosporales; Pleosporaceae
Exons: 3
Coding region: 1-1107 (368 amino acids)
Molecular function (GO): DNA binding
Source: RefSeq, a predicted model, not a curated record